This is a messenger RNA of Cuscuta campestris, 1449 nucleotides long. The record is from the annotation of a GenBank genome assembly. NCBI's taxonomy places the organism in Eukaryota, Viridiplantae, Streptophyta, Magnoliopsida, Solanales, Convolvulaceae.
GGACAGUCACUCUAUUUCCGGCACUGCUUCUCUGAGUUUCGGCCGCCAUUACGAGUUGGAAGUGGAAGACUGGAAGCCGUCAAGAAAUUGCUCCCUCUUUCUCUUUGACUCAUUCUGAUUCUUUCGAGAUUCCAUCUUUCUAUCCUCAAACUUUGAAUUUUCCCUAAAACAAAACCAGAUGGGCAAUAUGUUCGUCAAAGGUCCUCCUCCGGUGGAUUCUCCGGCGGAACGAUUCGACAUUUCCGCCGAUCUGGUUUCCUACCUGUCGGCAUGCGAGAGGGACCCGGACUUCAGAGCCUUCGAUUCGACCCUCCGAGACCGCACCACCAGAGCAAUCCACUCCGUCGCCGCCAACCUCGAUGGCCGGACCCUCUCCCUCGACUGCCUCCGGGAAGUCACCGUCUGCUUCCACGACAUGAACCACCAGGUGGUCAAUUUCAUUCUCGAGAGCAAAAGGGAUGUCUGGAAAGACCCCGACCUCCUAGAUCUGGUCAAGGAGUACCUCGACAACAGCCGCCACACCAUGUCCUUCUGCACCGCCCUAGAAUCCUCCCUCCACCGCGUCCACUACAGCCACUCCAUCCUCAAAUUCGCCCUCCAGAAGUUCCACGAAGAGACCACCCAGAUCCAAAAUUUAGGGUCCGACCCGACCCUAUCUUACCCCAUGACUCUUGAGCAGCUCAAAUUGUUCAAAGAUGCAGGGAACCCUUUCACGGAGAAGUUCUUUUCGCAGUUUCGCGUGAUUUACACGAAGCAAGAAUCAAUGUUGAGAAAACUCAGGGAGAAGAAGAGGAGGCUAGACAAGAGGCUGCAGAGGAGGAAGUGCUGGAGGAGGAUCUCCAACGCCAUAUUCGCGUCGGUGUUCGUCUCGGCCCUCAUCUGCUCCGUGGUUGCCGCGGCGGUGACGGCACCGCCGGUCGUGGCGGCGCUGGCGGCGGCGUCCUCGGUGCCGCUGGGGAGCGUGGGGAAGUGGAUCAACAGUCUGUGGAAGAAGUACGAGAGCGAGGUGAGGAGGGAGAGGGACGUGGUGAGCGCGAUGGGGGCGUGGAGCGAGUACGUCGUGCUCCAAGACUUGCACAACAUCAAUGCGCUGGUGGAUAGGUUCGCGGUGGGGGUCGAGGGGUUGAUGGGGGCGGCGGACUUCGCCGGAGGAGGAGGAGGGGGAGGGAGGGAAGCGGUGGAGAUGGCGGUGGAGGAGAUAAGGAGGAACGUGGAGGGGUUUAUGGAAAUAGCAGAGGUUCUGAAUGUGCAUGCAGAUGAGUGCAAGAAGCAUAUAAGGAUGGGUAGAGCUGUCAUUUUGCAGAAGAUCAAUGAGCAGCCUGCUGCUGCUGUUCCUUCUUCUUCUCCAUCACCCAGUUGUUUGUUCUUUGGCUGAAACUCUUAUGAUUUUUUUUGAAUAGAGUCUGGAGAUUGGUAUUUGGACCAACAAAGCCUAUUUUGGUCUGUUUC